This is a messenger RNA of Zootoca vivipara (common lizard), 2056 nucleotides long. RefSeq names its product UBX domain protein 6 (gene UBXN6). Gene Ontology annotation, molecular function: protein binding. Gene Ontology annotation, cellular component: cytoplasm. NCBI's taxonomy places the organism in Eukaryota, Metazoa, Chordata, Lepidosauria, Squamata, Lacertidae. The record is from RefSeq and is a predicted model, not a curated record.
CGGAGCGUCGAAGGAAACGAAAGUCGAGGGGUGGGUGUGGUUGCUGAUAUGUUUGGGGAAUCGUGAGGUGGGGGGAGGAGGGGGAGGAAAAGUAGGGCGCCUGGAAGGGGCGCUUUUGACGCGCCGCCGUCGCCAUGAAGAAGUUUUUCCAGGAUAUCAAAGCGGAGCUGCAGUUCAAGGGAGCCGGGCCGGGCCAGAAGCUCAGCGAGUCGUCUAGAGAAAAAGCUCCCAAAGAGAAGCCCAAAGCUGACCCUCCUGCCAAGUCUCGCCAAGGGCCGACAAAUGAAGCCCAGAUGGCUGCGGCGGCAGCCCUGGCCCGGCUGGAGCAGAAGCCCAAACCUCGUCCCCCCACUUCCCAAGACGCCAUCCGGAAUCAGGUGAAAAAGGAGCUUAUGGCUGAAGCAGCUGCAAGUGAUCAAGGAGCCUCUGUGGAUCAGAAGAAUUCUUUACCUGCUCUUCAAGAAGAAGAUCCCUCCAUGCUGUCCGUCUCAGGAGUCUACUUCACUUGCCCUUUAACUGGGGCCACCGUCCGGAAGGAUAAAAGAGAGGCACAGGUCAAAAAGGCCAUCCUUGAGCAUGCUGCCCAGGACCCCGUGGCUGCUGCCAUCAUGGAAAUCCACACUUGCAACAGGGACCGGGAAAAAGUCAAACUCGGUGUGGAAACCAUUGCAAAGUACCUUGACAACAUCCACCUCCACCCAGAGGAAGAGAAGUACCGGAAAAUCAAGCUGCAGAACAAAGUGUUUCAGGAAAGGAUCCACUGCCUGGAGGGGACGCACAAGUUUUUCCAGGCUGUCGGGUUUGAAAAGGCCACCCUUAGUGUCCCAGGACAAGAAGAGGCCACGGAGGACUUCUAUGUCCUGAAGGAGGGGAAGCUGGGUGACCUGAAGGAGCACAAGGAGAAGCUUCUGAGCGGGGAGCCGCUCCGGGCCCUGCUAGAUCGCCAGCGCCGCAUCUUCAAGCCGUCCCCCCAGGCCUCCCGCUUUGAGCUGCCAAGCGACUUCUUCAGCAUCACCGCCGAGGAGCUCAAACGGGAGCAGAGGCUCCGGACAGAAGCUGUUGAGAAGGCGUCGAUGCUGAGAACGAAGGCCAUGCGGGAGAAGGAGGAGCAGAGGGAGCUGAGGAAGUACAACUACGCCUUGCUGCGCAUCCGCUUCCCGGACGAGUACAUCUUACAAGGGACGUUCUACGCCCGGGAGCCCGUCUCAGCCCUUUACCAGUUUGUGCGAGAGACGCUGGAGAACAACUGGCUCCCCUUUGAGCUUCUGGCCCCCGGAGGCCACAAACUGACCGACGAGAGCAUGGCGCUCAAUGAAUGUGGCCUGGUGCCGUCUGCCCUUCUGACGUUUGUAUGGGAUGCUGAUGUCAUGGCGGAUAUCAAGGCUUCCGGCGGGGAGCACAUGGGGAGCGUGCUGAAGCCAGACCUCCUGCUGACCGUGCAGACCCUGUCCUGAAAAUAAAAGCAAACCGGGAUGAGAUCCAGCCCGUCCGUCCCUCAUGCUCCCCUUCUCCCGUGUUUCUUACGGAGGCUGCUUCGGACACUCCCGUAACUCCCUGCCUUGUGAACACUAAACAGGGGCGGAAAUGGGGGGUGGGGAGGCUGCUGUUUUUCCUAGUGCGUGUUAGGGCCCUGGAAUCAGAGUAGCCAUGGCCAGAGCAGUUGCCUCGCCGGGCAGUAGCGCAUUGAGGACUUGGAACUGGUUCAAAACGAGAUGGAUCAAGAGAGAUAUUUUUACAGUGCUGCUUCCCCCCCCCCUUUCUAUUUAUAACCUUCCCUCGGAGGGGUCUUGUCCUCUUUCUAACCUCAAAAUGAAGCUUCUCGCUGGGGUUAAAAAAAAAAAAGAUGAAAACACUACCCUGCCCCGUGGACGGUGGCGGCACGAAUCGGUUUGUGCCGAGGGGCCAGGAGCACACACUUUAUGUUUCCGAUCCACAAACUUUGUUCCUCCCUGAUCCCAGGCUAGGAGAAAGUGCUUUUUUUGGUCUGUCUGUAACUGUGUCAGCCUACAACUGGCGGGAGAAGCUGUUAGCUUUAUUAAAGGAAGAUGUGCUCCCA